AUGCCAUCAACCCCUCCGCGACAGCACUCUGUUGGUCCGGGACAACUUCCCCGAGGGCCCAUCACGCCCGAACAGAAACGAAAGAUUGAAGAGAAUCGCAUGAAAGCCAAAGCCUUGCGGGAACAACGGGAAGCCGAAAACGACAAAAGCUCAUCUUCUACCGCUAAUAGAAGCCAUACAUUACACCCCGCCCAAGGAGUCAAGCGCUCAUUCAACUCGAUGACAGGGGAAAAUGUCUCAUCGGUCCGCGAUGCGCGCUCGAAUCCUACUUCGUCCAAUCGACCGCUCGAUACAAUCAAACCUGCACGCAAUUUCACAUCCUACGUCGACUAUGAUUUCAGUAAAAUGACCGACACAAAAGGAGGGUUUCUCACCCAAGAGGAUGAUCCAUUUAAUAAAGCUUUACACAUGCCGGAGGGAAAGACAGAACAGAAGCCGGCGCAUAUGAAUCAGAAAGAAUGGGAGCGUCACCAAUUACUUAAGUCUCUACGACACAACCGUGAAGGGCCCUUUGAACCUGGGUUAAGUGUGCUAGAUGAUAAAAGUAAACAGAAGACUUGUCGCGAGUGUGGCAGUCUCGAAAUCGACUGGAAAUGGGAGGAGGAGCUUAAAUGCCUCAUCUGUCAUGGUUGUAAGGAUAAGUACCCCGAUAAAUACAGCCUUCUCACCAAGACAGAAGCAAAAGAAGACUACCUCCUGACAGAUCCUGAAUUACGAGACGAAGACCUCCUUCCGCAUCUUGAACGACCGAACCCGCAUAAGGCAACAUGGAACAACAUGAUGUUAUACCUUCGAUAUCAGGUGGAGGGAUAUGCCUUCUCAGAUAAGAAGUGGGGCUCCGCAGAGGCGUUGGAUGCCGAGUUUGAACGGCGAGAAGGCGACAAAAAACGGCGGCGAGAAGCCAAGUUCAAGACCAAGUUGCAGGAUCUCAAAAAACGCACUCGUGUGGAAGCCUAUCGAAGGGGCCGACAAGGAGCCGCGGGUGGGGAGUUUGGUGAUGAUCUGAGUAGUAAUCGGAAACAUGUACAUCAAUGGGGCCGACCUGUGGAGAACUCAGAGUCUGGCAUCCCUGUCAAGACGUGCGUGGACUGUGGGAUGGAAGUAGAGGAGCUGGAGUUUUGA
Penicillium angulare is the source of this 1122-nucleotide messenger RNA. RefSeq names its product DNA repair protein RAD14 (gene rad14). Gene Ontology annotation, molecular function: damaged DNA binding. Gene Ontology annotation, cellular component: nucleotide-excision repair factor 1 complex. NCBI's taxonomy places the organism in Eukaryota, Fungi, Ascomycota, Eurotiomycetes, Eurotiales, Aspergillaceae. The record is from RefSeq and is a predicted model, not a curated record. Gene Ontology annotation, biological process: nucleotide-excision repair involved in interstrand cross-link repair; nucleotide-excision repair, DNA damage recognition; UV-damage excision repair. The transcript is spliced from 3 exons. The coding region runs from base 1 to 1122 and encodes 373 amino acids.